AUGUCAUAUGGGCGGUUCCCCCAGUGCAUUCGAGUGCAGGAGCAGAACGUGGACAAAUAUAGCCUGGACACACACCCUCUUCUGCUUUGUGCCGGAUACCCAGAGCACUGGAUCUGCCCACACACUCAAAACAGGAUGAGAUCUGAGGUGUUGUUGUCUGUGGAUGGGACUGGAUGUGGUGUUACACCUUUGCUGAUGGUGGUGGUGCUCUGGACUGGAUAUGUUGUGUGGAGAAGUCAGGCUCACAUCUUUCUCUGUUUUGCAGGAAAACCUCACAGCAUCGAGAGCUCCGAGCGCAUCCAGCUCUCCGGGACGUAUAACGUGCGGAAAGGAAAGCUGCAGCUUCCGGUGAAUCGCUGGAGUCGACGGCAGGUGAUUUUAUGUGGCACCUGUCUCAUGGUCUCCUCGGUGAAGGCCAGCCAUACGGGCAAGAUGCACAUCCUGCCACUGAUCGGAGGAAAGGUGGAAGAGGUGAAGAAACACAGUCACUGUUUGGCCUUCAGCUCAGCGGGACCUCAGAGUCAGACCUACUAUAUCAGCUUCGACAGCUUCACUGAACACCUGCGCUGGCAUCGACAGGCUGCUAAGAUGGUGUCUCAGAGGAUCAGUUCGGUGGAUCUGUCCUGCUGUAGUCUAGAGAAACUGCCGCCCAACCUGCUGUACAGUCAAGACCUGACGCAUCUCAACCUCAAACACAACUUUCUGCCUGCGGACCAGACGCUGCUGCAGCUCCAGAGAUUUUCCCGUUUGCGGAGUCUCAAUCUCUCUAAUAACCAGCUGAGAAGCUUCCCGCUGCACAUCUGCUCCAUUAGCACGCUGACGGAGGUCAACCUCAGCUGCAACCACCUGACCUCCAUCCAUCCUGACGUGGGCAAAAUGACCAAUCUGCAGACGUUUGUUCUGGACGGGAACCUGCUGUGUGCUCUCCCCUUGGAGCUGGGCUCUCUGCAGAGGCUGGCCUACCUGGGCCUGUCCUUCAAUGAGUUCACACAGGUGCCGUCGGUGCUGGAGCGGCUGCCCGCCGUCGAGAGACUCUGCAUGGCUGGAAAUAAAGUGCCGGUGCUGACGCUACAGGCCUUCCGUCUGCUGACGCUCAAACACGUCGACCUCCGUCUGAACCAGAUCUCCAGCGUCGUGCCGGAUGAGCCGGAGUUUCUGCGCCACGUGACGCAGCUGGAUGUUCGCGAUAACCGUCUGUCUGAGCUGGACGUGUCCGUGUUCCCGCGGCUGGAAGUCCUGCACUGUCAGAGGAACCGUCUUGCUCGUCUGCGUCUGCGUGGCUGCACUCUCAAGGCUGUCUACGCCUCCAACAACGAGCUGCAAGAGUUAGACGUGAGUCCUGUGGCCUCUAACCUCACGUACGUGGACAUCUCCAGGAACUGUAUGACGUCUCUGCCCGAUUGGUUGAGUGACAGCAAGAAACUGGAGGUUCUAGACAUCAGUCACAACAACAUCGCUGAACUUCCUCCGUGGUUGCUGUGCAGUGGCAGUUUGAGGAAGAUCCUGGCCGGUCAUAACCAGUUGAAGCGUUUGCCGGAGCGAGUGGAGCGCCCUGUCGUGGAGGUGAUGGAUGUGCAGCACAAUCAUCUCAUCGAGCUUCCAUGUAAUCUCUUCCUGAAAUCAGACAGUUUACGGUGUCUGAAUGCGUCAGCCAACAAGCUGGAGAAUCUCCCAGCAUCCAGUCUGUCAGAAGAGAGCAGUAGUAUCUUACAAGAGCUUUAUCUGACCAACAACCACCUGACGGACAAAUGUGUGCCUCAGCUGACGGGACACACACACCUGAGGAUCCUGCACAUGGCCUACAAUCACCUGCAGACCUUCCCAGCCAGUAAAAUGGCCAAGCUGGAGGAGCUGGAGGAGGUGGACCUGAGUGGGAACAGGCUGAAGGCGGUGCCUACCACCAUCCUGAACUGCAGGCGCAUGCACACGCUGGUGGCUCACUCCAACUGCAUCGAGGUCUUCCCCGAGGUCAUGCAGCUCAUGGAGAUGAAGUGUGUGGAUCUGAGCUGUAAUGAGCUGAGUGAGAUCACCUUACCGGAGAGUCUACCUCCCAAACUCCAGGAGCUGGAUCUAACAGGAAACCUGCGCUUGAACCUGGACCACAAGACCCUGGAGCAGCUCAAUAACAUCCGCUGUUUCCGAAUCGAUCCGCCUCCCUCGUCGUUCUCAGCCAAUGAGAGCGCAGGAGGGCCCGCUGUCUGGAGUCACGGCUACACCGAAGCCUCAGGCGUCAAAAACAAACUGUGUGUGGCUGCGCUGUCUGUGAACAGCUUCUGCGGCAGUAGAGAAGCUCUGUACGGUGUGUUCGACGGCGACAGGAACGUGGAGGUGCCGUAUUUACUUCAGUGCACCAUGAACGACAUACUGGCAGAAGAACUGCACAGGACCAAGAGUGAGGAAGACUACAUGACCAACACCUUCCUGGUCAUGCAACGUAAGUUAGGCACUGCAGGGCAGAAGCUGGGCGGUUCGGCAGCGCUCUGUCACAUCCGUCACGACCCCACAGACCCCGCUGGCUGCUUCACCCUGACCUCCGCCAACGUGGGCAAGUGUCAGGCCGUGCUGUGUCGCGACGGCAAGGCGCUCCCGUUGUCACUGCUCCACAACAUCAGCAUCAAGGAGGAAUACGACCGCGUGCGACAGCAUAAAGCCAUCAUCACUGAGGACAACAAAGUGAACGGCGUAACAGACUCCACCCGCAUCAUGGGCUAUUCAUUCCUCUAUCCGGCAGUCUUGCCUCGGCCGUACGUCAACACGCUCCCGCUGACCCCCAGAGAUGAGUUCUUCAUCCUGGGCAGCAGAGGUCUCUUCGACGUCAUGGACCCCAGCGAGGCGGUGGAGGCCGUUCGGAAGGUCCCCGACGCGUUGGCGGCUGCCAAGAAGCUGUGCACCCUGGCGCAGUCGUACGGCUGCACGGACAGCCUGAGCGCUGUGGUGGUGCAGCUCAGCGUGGCUGAGGACUGCUGUUGCUGCUGCUGCUCGGCGUCCGAAAGCAUCCACGCGCCGCCACAGCCCCCGCCGAGCCCCGCGGGCCUGUACCCGGCCUCCUCUGCGGGCGUGCCCCCGUCCUCCUGCAGCGAGAUCAGCUCCGAGGUCAGCGCUUCCGAGAUGAGCUCCGAAGUGGGAUCCACCGCGUCCUCGGACGAGCCGCCUCUCCUCCUGCAGGACUCGCACAUCCACCUCCAUCCGCAGAGCCACGCGCCGCAGCUAAACCCGCGCCUGCCCUGCUGCUCGCUCCACCUAGCGCCCAAUGCCAGCGGCUCCUUCCAGAGGCAACUUUCCAGCGCCACCUUUUCCAGCGCACUCUCGGACAACGGCCUGGACAGCGAGGACGAGGAGCCCAUUGCUGGCGUCUUCUCUAACGGCAGUCAAGUGGAAGUGGAGGCUGACGUCCACUGUUUGUUGCCUCCGCCACCUCCACCUUGCACACCAGAAACCCCAGAGAAGCUUCCGGAGCCUGUGCUGGAGGCGGACAAAAUUGGGAACUUUGAUUCUUGGAGCAAAACCUUGGGGAAGCGAAGGGGGAACGGCUCGGUGGCGCCGCAGGAGCAGAGCCACAACUUGAUUGAGGUGGCCGAGGCUCCUUCCAAGAAAUCUGGGGGUUAUUUCACGGCCCCCGCUCAACCCGACCCCGACGACCAGUUCAUCAUACCUCCAGAGCUGGAAGAGGAGGUGAAGGAGAUCAUGAAACAACAUCAGCAGGACCAGCAGAGGCCGGCCAAGAGCGAGCGACCUGCGGACUACUACGACACGCCGCUCUGAAGGAGUCGUUGCAUUCUGCCAUCAUCUACUCACCUUCAUGUCGUUGGCUUUCUUACAGUUACCCAAUACUGACGUACUCUGACAGCAUUUCUUGCACCAAUGCCGCCACUUAUGAGUAAAUCAGUCAGAACAACAUGAGGCUGAGUGGAUGAUGACUGAAUGUUCACUCAAUACUCAAGUGGAGUAUAUUCUGCUUUACUGCAGUCAACCAAUAUGAAGCUGUGAGUAAUCUACCUACAACGGCUCUGAAAGGUCACGAGACUGGGCCAAAUAGGACAACGUAUUAUGACGCCACUUCCCCCAAAGUCCACCAAGAUCUCAACCUAUCCCUUUAAGAGAACACAAGAGUGACCUGGACUCUACCGUGCCUCACCCAUUUCACUUGAGUUUUAAGAGCAGUUCACUACUGAUUACUGACUGUUUUAACUUUUUUAUUUACCUUAAACCGAUACCUAUAUAAUUCAACACUAUUAUUGCGAUGUUAACUUGUCAUUUACCAACAUCAAGUCUCUGGAUAUUUUGAUUUUGUUUAUUAGUUACCAUAUGUGAGAGAAGCUACAACAGACUUUAAGUUGAUUUAAAAACAGAAGAUUGUGUUGACAUUAAAUUGUGUUGUACGGUACACACUAGUAAUACCACGCUUAACUGUUGUAGAUAGGGCACUUAAAGUAAUACUGUAUCUCUUCAGUAAAUCAAGGCUUCGGGCCUGUAUAAAAACUAGAAAUUUAGUGGAAAUUUGAAAGACUAACUCCUAGGAGUUGCUUACUCUUUUAUGGUGACUUCGUCACUUUUUACUAAUCUUCUCUGCGAGAAAUGGUGAUUUUUUUUUUUGUUUUUGUUUCUUUUUCUCUUUCCAAUGAUUGUAAAUAAGAAAAAUAUUGUAUACCAAUGCUUUUUAAGGGAACUGUGUGUCUAGAACAAGAUGACCCUUUAUGCAUACAUGCCAAUAGAUGUAUAUGUAUCAGAAACAGAUACACACACGAACCAGUUGUAAAUGAACUGUGCAUUCUGCCCAGUGCUGUCAUCACUUGCUGAUCAAUGAGCCACACACAUACACACACUCAUACGCCUCUUUACACCAGCAUGACUGUGUCAAGUCCUGUAAUGCAAUCCAAUUUAUCUGUAAGAAAUUAUGCUCAAACCAACCACACAAACAGUUCCUGGUUUUGUUACAAUAAAUCUUAAAUUUAUGACUCUA
This is a messenger RNA of Pimephales promelas (fathead minnow), 4960 nucleotides long. Lineage: Eukaryota; Metazoa; Chordata; Actinopteri; Cypriniformes; Leuciscidae. The record is from RefSeq and is a predicted model, not a curated record.